This is a messenger RNA of Aureobasidium musti, 640 nucleotides long. The record is from the annotation of a GenBank genome assembly. NCBI's taxonomy places the organism in Eukaryota, Fungi, Ascomycota, Dothideomycetes, Dothideales, Saccotheciaceae.
UAUGGCCUGGCGCAGCCAUGGCUCAACCAAUGACGAGAUGGUUGAUGCUCUGUACCGAAACGGCAUCAUCAAAUCCGAUAGGGUGAAACAAGCCAUGAAAAAUGACCAUCCACAAUCGAUCGGACAUGAAGCAACCAUAUCCGCGCCUCAUAUGCAUGCUCACGCCUGCGAAGCUGUACUUGAAUUCUUACGGCCUGGAGCUCAGGUGUUGGACGUCGGAUCUGGCUCUGGGUAUUUGACUCACGUCCUUGCCGAGCUGGUGAAGCCUGGAGGUACCGUUGUUGGUGUUGAGCACAUCCAGCCGCUAGUAGACCUCGCACAGAAGAAUACUGCAAAGAGUGUUACAGGUCGUGAGCUACUUACUAGCGGUAGUAUCACAUACGUGAAGGGCGACGGAAGGAAGGGAUGGACAGGAAAAGGUGGCGAAGUGGGCUACGAUGUCAUACACGUGGGCGCCGCAGCAGUUGGUUUCCAUCAAGAGCUCAUUGAUCAGCUCAAACGUCCGGGAAGACUUUUCAUACCUGUCGGAGAGCAUGGCGACCAGUACAUCUAUGUUGUCGACAAGAAAGAAGACGGCUCUGUCGAGAAGAAAAGGCUCUACGGAGUCCGAUAUGUACCUCUAACAGACGCACCACCGGAG